AAGAGGCGGGAAAUAUCAUCCGCUUCCGGAGACAUAACCGCGAAGACAGGCGUCUAACCCUUGCUAUCUCUGCUUCGCCGUAAUUCGCCAUGGGUAUCAAGGGUUUAACGAAGCUUUUAGCGGACAAUGCGCCAAAGGCCAUGAAAGAGCUGAAAUUCGAGAGCUAUUUCGGUCGGAAAAUCGCCAUUGAUGCUAGCAUGAGCAUUUACCAGUUCCUUAUUGUUGUGGGAAGAACCGGAACUGAAAUGCUUACGAAUGAGGCCGGUGAAGUUACUAGCCACUUGCAAGGGAUGUUUAAUCGAACUAUUCGCCUUCUCGAGGCUGGAAUUAAGCCUGUCUAUGUUUUUGACGGGCAACCUCCUGAGCUGAAAAAACAAGAACUAGCAAAACGUUACUCCAAGAGAGCUGAUGCAACAGAAGACCUGAGCGCUGCAAUUGAGGUGGGAAACAAGGAGGACAUUGAGAAGUAUAGUAAACGAACUGUGAAGGUGACAAAGCAGCACAAUGAAGACUGUAAGAAACUUUUAAGGCUCAUGGGGGUGCCGGUUGUCGAGGCCCCUUCUGAAGCAGAAGCACAAUGUGCUGCACUUUGCAAAGCAGGAAAGGUGUAUGCUGUGGCUUCUGAAGAUAUGGAUUCCUUGACUUUUGGAGCUCCGAGGUUUCUUCGCCACCUGAUGGAUCCAAGCUCCAGAAAGAUUCCUGUCAUGGAAUUUGAAACUGCUAAGAUUUUAGAAGAGCUUCAACUUACCAUGGAUCAGUUCAUCGACUUGUGCAUUCUGUCAGGAUGUGAUUAUUGUGACAGCAUCCGAGGUAUAGGAGGGCAGACUGCCUUGAAGCUGAUCCGCCAACAUGGAUCUAUUGAGAAUAUAGUGGAAAAUAUCAACAAAGACAGGUAUCAUAUACCUGAUGAUUGGCCAUAUGUAGAAGCGCGGCAGCUAUUCAAAGAACCUAAUGUUCUAAUUGAGGAAGAUCAACUUGAUAUCAAGUGGACGUCUCCGGAUGAAGAGGGUUUAGUUAACUUUCUAGUGAAUGAAAAUGGAUUCAACAUAGAUAGAGUAACCAAGGCCGUAGAAAAAAUUAAAUCUGCAAAGAACAAGUCAUCUCAGGGCAGGCUAGAGUCAUUUUUCAAGCCAGUUGCCAACACAUCCACGCCUGCUAAGAGAAAGGAAACUAAAUGCUUGCUCCAGCCAUUUAAACCAGCUACCAAGGGUACACUGUUCGCUGUGCAAGAUUCUGGUUUGAACACUCCCAAUGUUGGCAGCUUUAGCCUGCGGUCUCUUGUCCCGGGUUCUAAUCUUUCUGUUCAAAUGGCUGGAGCUGGCUUAGGCAGAGGAAUAUGAAUAUCAUGGAAAACCCGGAGGGUAAUGCUAAAAAAGCUUCAGAUAAAAAGACAAAGGCAAGUGGCGGGAAGAAAAAGAAGUAAAUUGUCCUCCAAAUUGCAGAGUUUGGUUCUGUCAACCGACAGUAAGAGGGAUGCAGUAACUUAGUAUGUUUUCCUGAUGUGAACAUGUGAAUAAGUUGCCGAAGCACCAUGACGUUAGUAGGCUUUUAGUUUCUGUUUUCCCCUGUUCCGUAGAUUGGACUCAGUAACGGCUUUCUCAAUGGUAGACAAUUAGUUAGGUUGGACACCAGUUCUCUUGGAACAGCUUCCUAGUUUUCUUGCCAUUGCGAUGGUAUGUAUGUUCAUGAAUUGCCAAUGUGAUUGCUUUUGGUUUCGGUA
Tarenaya hassleriana is the source of this 1720-nucleotide messenger RNA. Its product is annotated as flap endonuclease 1. The coding region runs from base 90 to 1340 and encodes 416 amino acids. The record is from RefSeq and is a predicted model, not a curated record. NCBI's taxonomy places the organism in Eukaryota, Viridiplantae, Streptophyta, Magnoliopsida, Brassicales, Cleomaceae. The transcript is spliced from 18 exons. Gene Ontology annotation, molecular function: 5'-flap endonuclease activity; DNA binding; 5'-3' exonuclease activity.